Molecule: messenger RNA, 2543 nt
Organism: Eublepharis macularius
Lineage: Eukaryota; Metazoa; Chordata; Lepidosauria; Squamata; Eublepharidae
Gene: MARCHF2
Product: membrane associated ring-CH-type finger 2
Exons: 5
Coding region: 198-938 (246 amino acids)
Biological process (GO): protein ubiquitination
Molecular function (GO): ubiquitin-protein transferase activity; zinc ion binding
Source: RefSeq, a predicted model, not a curated record
GGAGGCGGCCGCAGGAGCGGCCUGCCCCCGCCACCACCCUGGGACGAUGGGGCGGCCCGCCGGGCCUCGGCGCUGAGGGAAAGCGCGACGAGACGGAAAGAAGGAAGAAGAGGGAGGGGCUCUGGCGGAAGGGGCGGGGCUUGGGCCGAUCAUGACUUCACAACUGGGCCGCUGAAGGACGAGCGUUCCCUGUUGCCAUGACGACGGGUGACUGCUGCCAUCUUCCUGGUUCGCUGUGCGACUGUCCUGGAAGCGCCGCGCUGUCCAAGUCAGUGGAAGACUCUGACCUUGGGCGGCCGCAGUACGUUACCCAGGUCACGGCCAAGGAUGGUCGGCUGCUCUCCACUGUGAUCAAAGCCCUGGGGACGCAGAGCGAUGGCCCCAUCUGUCGGAUCUGCCAUGAAGGUGGAAGUGGAGAGGGCCUGCUGUCCCCCUGUGAUUGCACCGGCACACUGGGGGCCGUCCACAAAAGCUGCCUGGAGAAGUGGCUCUCCUCCUCAAACACCAGCUACUGCGAACUCUGCCACACUGAGUUUGUCGUGGAGAGAAGACCCCGGCCCCUGACAGAGUGGCUGAAGGACCCUGGGCCACGCAAUGAGAAGCGAACCCUCUUCUGCGACAUGGUGUGUUUCCUCUUCAUCACCCCACUGGCUGCCAUCUCGGGCUGGCUGUGCCUCCGCGGCGCCCAGGAUCACCUGCAGUUCAACAGCCGCUUGGAAGCCAUCGGCCUGAUUGCGCUGACCAUUGCACUUUUUACUAUCUAUGUCCUCUGGACGCUGGUUUCAUUCCGCUACCAUUGCCAGCUGUACUCGGAGUGGCGAAGGACCAAUCAGAAAGUCCGCCUGAUGAUCCCAGACUCACGAAACCCCCACCCUGUCCAGCACUCUCUGCUCUCAGCCAAGCUCCUGAAGAAGAAGGCUGACGAGACAACUGUAUGAGCUGGGAGUGGGCUUUGGGGGGAAUCCCCCACUCCAUGCAAGGUGGGUUGGGCAGGGUUGCACUUUCCCAGGCGGCCAUGGCAAAGACUUGUCUGAACAAUCAACCCGACCAAAGGGGGCUGAAGACCACAGGAAGACAAGGAAUCUCCGGGCGUGUGCAAUGACCUCGGGAGACGACCCAGCGAGAGCCUCCACCCGCCAGAUUUUGUCCUCGAGAGGAACGCACGGGGAAGAAAGCUGUCUCCCUAUAUCCGUAAUCCUAUAUUCUAUUAUAAUAAUUAUUACUGUUGUUUAUAAGUUUACCACUAUGAUUGAUUUCUCCACCACCCAUGUUUGGGCCCCCAGUGCUGUUAGAAAUGUCCUGCGUGAAAGACCCAGGGCUGAUCCGCACAUCCAUGCUUUGAUGCCACCAGACUGUUCCCCCUUGUUGGUUUCACGUGGUCAGAAUUUGCUGGGAAUGUAUCUUUCCUUGCCAUGCAGAGAUAGCCCCCCCCCCCCGCCCCUUGGAAAAGACUCACAAAUCCACCGGUUCCUUUGAGGGCUUAACGUUAGUUGUCAGUGUAGGAGAGUGGUGGGGUGAGGGGCAAAGUUGCAAGAAAUCUUCACCCCACAAAAUCGGCAAGGUGUAUUUUUAACUGGUGUUGUUCUCUUCCCCCACCCCACCUCCCUCACAUCAAAGACACAAGUCGGCCCAUUGUCUGACCUCAUGCUGGGAACGAAUUGGUGCUCUUAUUAAGAAUUUGAGGGGGGUGGGAGGUUUACUCCCUUUUCAGCUCCCCCCCCCCGCCCGCCCGUGUCUGUAAGCCUUCUUGUUUUGCACUACAUGGAUUUUGGGGUGGGUCCAGCCUUCCCUCCUUGUUUUCCCUCUGUUCUGUCAGUGCUGUUACUAUCCCGUCGAGAGGAUUCUGUGCAUUUUUUGAGAAUGGAUUUAAGUAUAAUAAUCCCAGGAGGAGUAAAAAAUGAACUAAUGCUGACCACGAGAAGUUUCUUUCCCCCUGUGCUAUCAACACCUCGUAACCUUUGAGUGAUCCCACGCAGUCGGUUGGUUUCCUCUCUCCUUCCCGGGCCUCAUGGGCAAGAUUCAGAUCCUUCUGAGACAAGAAGACCUAUCUCCAACCUCUCUCUAUGGGCAGGCUCACCAAAGCAAAGUGCCUCCACUGCACCUUCUUCCUUUAGAGGAGAGUCUUCGUUCAAUCCACAAUUUAAGGAUUGCUGGUUACAGGGCUUUGGGAAAGAAAGGCCCUUCCAUCUGAGAUCUUGGGAGUGCUUCUGUGGGUCAGAGGAGAUUAUGUUGGAAGGUGGACCAGUGCUGAGGUCCCACUGCUCAGUGGCUGAACACCUGUUCAGCUUGCAGGUAGGAGCCACAUUCAUCCCUCGGCAUCACCAGUCGAAGUAGUGGCACUCACUCUGCCACAUUUGCAGCUACCAUCAACCCAAAGAGCCACAUUUAUGUCUCUGGUAUGAGUCCUGAACCUUAGGGAGGCUCACAGCUUACCUGUUCCUCUGGCAUUAGCUGUUUUAAGGUGGCUAACCACAAGCUCCACUAGGCUAAGGUCCUUGCCCGCUCUUCUGCCACACUGGGGAACAGUGCUCACAAGUGUCGCA